GAGCCUCUGGGCAGGGUCACACACUAGAGGAGGAGCUGACUUCAUAGCAGGUCCCAGCCCAGCGUAGCUGAGAGCUCCCUUCUCUGCUCUUCUGCUGAUCCCUGGGCACCAACAUGGCCCAGGUGCCUCCUGCCUCUGCCUUGGAUCCCAAGAGCAUCCAGCAACUGGUGCUCUGCUCCCACGAGGCCAAGAAGUUUGCCUACUGUCCCUACAGUCGCUUCCCCGUGGGGGCUGCUGUCCUCACCAAGGACGAGAGGAUCUUCUCCGGGUGCAACGUAGAAAACUGUGUCUACCCACUGGGCGUCUGUGCUGAACGGAUAGCUAUCCAGAAGGCUGUCUCAGAAGGGCACAAAGAUUUUAAGGCAAUUGCUAUCGCCAGCGACUUGCAAGAUGAUUUCAUUUCACCCUGUGGGUCCUGCAGGCAAGUCAUGAGAGAGUUUGGCGCCAACUGGGACGUCUACAUGACCAAGCCAGAUGGCACCUAUGUCGUCCAUUCAGUCCAGGAGCUGCUGCCUGACUCCUUUGGGCCCGAGGACCUGAACAAGAUGAAGUGAAAGAUGAAGAAUGCCCGCUGCCCAGACAACUUCACGAAGACGCUCUCACAGACCUGGCUUACCUCCAAACAAACGGGCCCGACCCCGCAGGGGCUGGGCAAAGAUGGCUUUUCCAAAUGACACUCAGGCACUGCCGUCUCAGUCUGGCUCGGGCCGUAGCCCCUCCUUGUAGCCCACCUUGUCCUCCCUAGACAAGAGCACCCCAUUCCUUCCUGUGGGCCUGCUUUAAAAUUCCAGCCAAGUCUGAACUGCUUCCCCAUUAGCCUUCCCAAGGUUCUAUCCUGUUCCCAGUGACUCUCUAAUUACAAACAUCACAGAACAUCCGGACUCAGGGAAGCACGUUUUGCUCUGUCUCUCUCAUUGCUCUCAGCUCCCAGGAGGGGAGGGCACUUUGUCUUUAUAGAGAGACCUGCACUGUGGACCCGUCUGUGUGGAAAGAGAAAGGUUUUAGGCUUCUUGCCCCUGUGUUCUCCAGAUGGGUGGCCCCCAGGGCUGGACCUGUUUGUGUCCAUAUCCAGUGUCUAUUUUGGUCUCCUCCUUCUCACAGAUGAGGGGGCUGGGCCUCAGGGAGGUUAAGUAACAUGCUCUAGGACUCUAGCAAAGUUCAGACCAGAAGCCAGGUCUCGUGUGACUCCCACUAUGGUCUAGAAACAGUGCGUGCUCUCUGCUGGCCACUGUGCUAAGCUAUUCAACAUAUAUGAACCCAUUUAGUCCUCACUUAUCAAGCUCUGAGUAUAUUGCUCUCGCUUUACCAAUGAAUAAAUCAAAGCUCAGAGAGGUUAAGUCACUUGCCCAAAGUUGCACAGCUAAAAUGUGGCAGACUGGAAUUUGAACCAUGUCUGUCCAUUUCAUUCUCUGAUGGUUAAUGUCUGGCUGCAUUUAUCAACCUGAGUAUCAUUUAUAUGGCAAAUUCUGCAGAAAGAUGUCUCUGCCCUUGAGGAACUUGCGAUCUGACAGGGAGAGAGCAGUGUAAACAGACCUGCUGCACAGAAAUGGUGAUCUUGGCAGGUCCCAAGUAUGAGGUGGGUACAGGGGGUGAGGGGGUGCCACCUUCUGGGGUGUGACAAAGGUCGAGGGACCGCCUGUUCCCUCAGUGCACUGGCUGCAUCACACACACAAUUAGGAAGGUGAGGCCCAACUGAAUGAUUGAAGGAGCCAGGCUGGCCCAUUAAAGGGGGCGACAGCUCUGGGUGUCCGCCCUGGAGGACUUGGCCCUGGGGCCAGCCUGGCUCUGAGGCUGAGAACAGAGGACAGGUUUCCUCUUUCCUAUGCAAGCAAGUUGCUGGGAGCACAGGGAGUGCUGCCCUUCCCUGGGGCCCCUGGCCCUCGGUCCGGAGCAUCUACAGCACAGAGGGCCGAAUCCGACCCUCCACCUCGCUUUAUCCGGCCCAGCACCUUGUUUCUACCCGGCAGCAGUGCUGAGCUCUUGCUUAACAGUUAGGGAGCAGUUACAUGUAUACAGUCCUAAAGUUACGUUCGGCCCUUUGAAGGCAACCACGAGGCCGAUGCGGCCCCCAGUGACAGUGCGUUCGACACCCUGCUUUCCAGGUGCUCCUGUCCGCGUGACCGGCAUCUCCACAGCACCCCCAGGCCUACCUGCUGUCCAGCCUGAUGCAAAACUGCACUCUGCCUUUCCUUAGACAUGGUUAUCGGGGUUCAGGGUCUUCAGCACAGUCUCCUGCUAGAUGUUCUUAAUAUGGGGGUGGGGGGAAAAAAGAGAAUGCUGGGAUUAAAGAGGCCAGGAUGUUAAAUUCAGUUAAAAUUCUGCUCAGUGGAGAUCUAGAUUCUUUUUUUUUCUUUGCACAUAUCCGUAUUUUGUAAACUUCCAAAACUUUUACAUUUAAUAAAAAAUGCUACUGCAUAA
Molecule: messenger RNA, 2418 nt
Organism: Artibeus jamaicensis (Jamaican fruit-eating bat)
Lineage: Eukaryota; Metazoa; Chordata; Mammalia; Chiroptera; Phyllostomidae
Gene: CDA
Product: cytidine deaminase
Exons: 4
Coding region: 114-554 (146 amino acids)
Cellular component (GO): cytosol
Molecular function (GO): zinc ion binding; cytidine deaminase activity
Source: RefSeq, a predicted model, not a curated record